Molecule: messenger RNA, 1080 nt
Organism: Schistosoma turkestanicum
Lineage: Eukaryota; Metazoa; Platyhelminthes; Trematoda; Strigeidida; Schistosomatidae
Source: the annotation of a GenBank genome assembly
UUUUGGUUUACACUUGAUCGUUACAUAGUCAUUGUGUUAGAGCGGGAAUCCUGACAGAACAAGGUCGUCAUACAUAAUUUAUUGCUAUAAGUCUUUCAGGAACUAUGACGAGUUUGAAUUUGACUGAUGAUGAGUUGGUUAACAUGACAACAGUUGAUCUUCGUUUGCUACUAGAAAAACAGCGCUUAUCGAUCGAGGAACACAAGGAACUUCGUAAUCGGAGACGUCGUCUGCAAAACCGAAAGUACGCACGCAAAUGUGCGAGCAAAAAGCAGUCGGAAGUGGAGAACCUAGCCGCUCAAGUUAAGGAGGAGGUUGAUGAAAUCCAGACUCUAAGGACCCAGUUAUCACGGACUAACUUAGCGACAAAACAAUUAGAAUACCAAUUACGUCGCAUUACCGAAUUCAAAGAGAAAUGUCUGAAUAGUGAAAGUAAUGGAUUUCAGAUGAAGACAGUUCGCAUGUUGGAUUCUAAUGGUCAACCUGCUGGACUUGCUUACAUUAAUUUGACAUCCUCUUGUAAUUUUUCGAGUCCUAAUGAUCAUGAGGCUAUUUAUCCAAUAGAUAACCAUUGUGAUAUGAAAGAAAUUGCAACUUGUUCAAAGUACAACUCUCUAUCCUCGGGUUCUAGUAAGUACAAAUUCAGUCAAGAAGAACACUCUCCCAACAUUUAUCCACAUCAAACACCUAUGGUUUCGCACUUAUGUUCAGGCCUUGGUUUCCCUGGUACAACUUCUCAUGUACCGUGUAAUCCUCCUUAUCACUUCAAAAAUCAUCUUCAAAUGCGUCUGGUUAGACCUGUUGGUGGAGGCUUUGGAUCACACGGAAGAGGUGUGUCUGAAUACUAAUAUCAAUUACUACUGUCAUUUUAACUAAACACAGCACCAUAAAAACUCAUACUACGGAUGGAAUAAUAUAUUAGUCUAUAUUUAUACAUGCAUGGAUAAAUCCGAAACUUUCCAUUUUACUGUGAUCAACUAUUAUUUCCAUUGUUUUCUGUCCAUUGUUCUAUGUUACCGAUGCAGUUAUGUGGCUUUGACCCAUUUAAAAUAAAAAAAUACGUAAAAAAAAACAUUUUUU